This is a messenger RNA of Siniperca chuatsi (mandarin fish), 5293 nucleotides long. RefSeq names its product potassium voltage-gated channel, KQT-like subfamily, member 1.1 (gene kcnq1.1). Gene Ontology annotation, molecular function: voltage-gated potassium channel activity. The transcript is spliced from 17 exons. Gene Ontology annotation, cellular component: membrane; voltage-gated potassium channel complex. NCBI's taxonomy places the organism in Eukaryota, Metazoa, Chordata, Actinopteri, Centrarchiformes, Sinipercidae. The coding region runs from base 564 to 2645 and encodes 693 amino acids. Gene Ontology annotation, biological process: potassium ion transport; transmembrane transport. The record is from RefSeq and is a predicted model, not a curated record.
AUGCAUAAAUGCCAGUGAGGGUGACAUAAUGUCACUAACAUCAUAUCACCAAAUCUAUUUUGACUAGUAAGACUUUCAUUAUUUAUAGAAAGCCAACCGCAUGGCAUUUGUGUUUACAGGUUUGCAAAAAUAGUUUGUGUGAAAACUAAUUACAGGGAGAAAAAGUUAAUGGCGCGGUGAUUUUUUCGCACAGAUCUGAAGAUGGAGUUCAUCAGCUGCAGAUUGCUUUGAAACAGUUUUGCAAACCAGUAAAAUGUCUGAACAGCUGGCGAUUCAUAGUGCACCGCCUGGCGCCCACAGCUCUCCAGGCUGAUAAGUGCUCUGAAAGAAGUAGGGGAUAUUCAUUCAGGGCUGAGACUCGCCAUAUCCUCAACAACCCAGAGAGCUGUAAAGUUAAAUUAAAGAAACACCAUCCUGGUGAUCUAGAGCAUUAAUAACUCAGUUUAUGUUACAGGUUUAUGCGCCCUGGUGCACAACAGAAGGAAUGCGCACAUCGGCGAACAUUUGUCAGUUUGAGUCAGUGACUGAGAAUUAACAGUGAAAAAGUUAACCAGGAAGGUACAAUGUCUUAUUCCGCCCCCUAUCAGGGGAACACACGGCGGUCUUCUGGUGUGGCACGUGGAAAGAGACCACCGGAUUUGGAGCUGUCAGAAACCACGUUCAGCGCGCCUGAACCUGGGACACCUGUGGGCAACGAGACGUUUUCUGAAAGAGACAAAAUGCCAGAGGACGGUAACACUCCCACCGAGGUACCCCCUGUUCACCUCCACCCGUACUUAUCUCAUCCCCGGAUGUCUGUGCGGAUGUCGGUGUACAGCACCGGAGUCCGUCCAGUCCUCACCCGCGCCUUCAUCCAAGGACGCGUGUAUAACUUUCUGGAAAGGCCGUCUGGCUGGAAAUGCUUCAUGUAUCACUUCACAGUGUUCCUCAUAGUUCUGGCCUGUCUGAUCCUCAGCGUUCUGUCUACCAUCGACCAGUACCAGGCCCUUGCUCACACAACACUCUUCUGGGUGGAGAUCGUCCUUGUGGUGUUCUUCGGUGUGGAAUAUUUUGUCCGCCUCUGGUCAGCAGGCUGCCGCAGUAAAUAUGUUGGCAUCUGGGGCCGACUACGCUUUGCCAGGAAGCCAAUAUCUAUUAUAGAUCUGAUUGUGGUAGUUGCUUCAGUAAUUGUGCUGUCAGUGGGCUCCAAAGGCCAGGUCUUUGCCACCUCUGCUGUAAGAGGAAUUCGCUUCCUGCAGAUCCUGCGAAUGCUCCACGUGGACCGGCAGGGCGGAACCUGGCGUCUCCUAGGCUCCGUUGUCUUCAUCCAUCGGCAGGAGCUGAUCACUACCUUAUACAUUGGCUUUCUGAGCCUGAUCUUCUCCUCGUACUUUGUCUACCUGGCAGAGAAAGAUGCAGUCGACAGCAGUGGCUCCACUGAGUUUGGAAACUACGCUGAUGCUCUGUGGUGGGGAGUGGUGACAGUGACUACCAUUGGAUAUGGAGACAAAGUGCCACAAACCUGGAUUGGAAAGACCAUUGCAUCCUGUUUCUCAGUCUUCGCCAUUUCCUUCUUUGCUCUGCCUGCAGGAAUCUUAGGCUCAGGCUUCGCCCUGAAGGUACAGCAGAAGCAAAGACAGAAACACUUCAACAGACAGAUCCCUGCAGCUGCCUGUCUCAUUCAGACAUCAUGGAGAUGUUUUGCGGUAGAGAACUUUCAUUCUGCCACAUUCAAGAUGUUUUUGAGAAAGAGAUACAACAUCCACGCCUCCUCUCUGUCCACCCCCAAGCCCAAGAAAUCGGUGAAGAUAAGGAGGAAGUUGAAGAGCACUGACAAGGACAACAGUCCAACUUCUCCCACAAUUCCCAGCAUCACCUACGACUCUGUGUUUGACAGUGGGAGGGAGCUGAGUUCAGAUGUUUACAGCACUGUGGGCACAGAUCACCAGCAGUCCUGGACGUCUUUGUCUUCCCUUCAGUUCAGCUCACCGCCUCCAGUGAAAAGAAGCCCUGGCCUUUUGGACGUCCACUCCCCCGGCCCCCUCCAGAGGAACUGCAGCUUUGCAGACGACCUGGAGCUGGAGCCAGAGCGAUACCUUGAACUGGCUCCUGCCACCUCAGUGUCACAAUUGACAGAGUCACACCGAAAAGCCAUCCGGGUGAUCCAGAGAAUGCGUUAUUUUGUGGCCAAGAGAAAUUUUCAGCAAGCUCGUAAGCCAUAUGAUGUGCGAGACGUGAUUGAACAAUACUCCCAGGGUCACCUCAGCCUCAUGGUGCGAAUCAAGGAGCUGCAGAGAAGACUGGACCAGUCUAUAGGGAAGAUGACUUUGUUCCAGACAGGCUCAGACAGAGCCAAAGACAAAGGCACCAACUCUAUCGGAUCCAGACUCAACAGAAUGGAGGACAAGAUAACACACAUGGACCAGACGCUAAACCGCAUCGCAGAGUCCCUCGCCUUUCUGCUGGACCAGAGGGAUGUCGAUGGGGGCGAAGGUGGAGGCAGGCCAAGGCCACGGCUUGGACGGACCUCUAAUGUUCUCCCCAGCCAGGACAGCCUGCCAAGCUAUGACCAGCUAUCUUCAUCACCUUCGUCCUUCUCCUCCAACACCGCGGCCUGCCCCAACCGUCCCCUCAGCACCACUGCCAGUCAGGAUGAGAGCUGCUGAAAUCUGAAACCAAACAGCCUCCAACUUUUUCAUCCAUCCAUCCAUCCAUCCAUCCAUCCACCCCCCCAAAGGCAAAAUGUGGUGAAUACGCAUUUGGUCAAAAGUAUAUCCUUUAAGACCUAAUUCUGACAUUUUUUACAUCUGUUUUACUAAAUUAAAGUAUAGAUUAUCCCAAAUAGAUGUAUUAUUUCUGUGAACAUGUAAAAUUGCAGUAACUACAAAAUAGAGCUAAAAACCAAGCUUAACUGCAGUAACUACACUCUGUCUUGGUAAUCUCAGCGCUCUGACUGCCUUUGUACUUAUUGCACUCUCUGCCACAGAGAUAGACAACUAGAAAGCUAAAGCAACAGAUCCAUAUCAAGUGAAGACUAACUAGCUUAGCUAAAGCAAAAACACACUUUACUUGAUUAGAUGUUUUUCUAGGUGUUUUCUAUAAAUGAAUGCAUGACUCUUGAGACAGACAUGUUAGGUAAAAACUCGGAAAAACCAGGCAGAUAAAAUGGACAAACUUGGACAAAAGAGAGGCAAAGGUCAGAUGGGAAAGCAGGGGAUCAAGCAGGCUAGGUCAGGCAGGCAGAACAAAAGGCUGGACCGCUAAGGCAGAAGCACAAUAGACAAUGUGGCAAAGAGUAAAUGUAUGCCAGUAUACAGUAUAUACUGCAGGACUGAUGGGGGAAAGUAGGAACAGGUGUGCAGAUAGGUGGGGGAGGUCAGGUGAUCAGGGGAAAGGUGGGAAAAGGGGUUACUGGAGGGCAGGAAGGAGUGCCAGGAUCUGAAAUGACAGGAGAGUUCAAAUGUGGUGGGGACAGAACUGACAUCUUGGCAGAUCAGUUUGUUUUUCUCCCUAACUAAAUGGGGCAGUGGCUAAAUCCAAUCAUGAUGGAGAGAAACUCCCUAGCUAGCUGAACUCCUGCUAAAGCUAACGCAACUAGCUUAGUAGAUUUCAGUAACUGUUAUCUCAGCUUCUGACUCUAGUGGAAUUCAUGUGAUUGGGUUUGGUAAAUAUGGACAGACAAACAACUAACAGAUUCCUAUAAGUUAUGGACUGUACACUAGUACACUAGUUAAAAUGGACAUGAAUUAUUCUCUUACAUUUGGUGAAGAAUAUCCAAAGGCAGAUGGCAAUGAUCUGGAGGGGUGGGGUAAUCAGCCUAAAAAGGCAUAAAAUAAAGGCAGUUUAUACGACGUUUCUAUUUGUUACACAGUUUGCCUUCAGCCUGACAUUUCUGAACCCUUUUUCUCAACUUUACUGCUUUGCUGAAUAUUGGCAUCAUGAUCUAUGUGAAAUACCUCAUCAGAGGAUGUGGGACAUAUGUGAACGAGAAACAACAUCAUUAUUGACAUUUAACCACUGAUAUUUCAGCAUAUUGUAUCAGCAUUAGUACAGAGUCUCUUAGAAAUGAUUUCCCUGUAGGAUUGGUAGUUGCCUUUUUCAAAUAUUACUUGAAAUUUAUUCAGGUUAAUGCCAAAGACAUUGCAUCAUGUACUGUCAUUCAAUAUCCUAUAUUCUUUUGAAAUUACAGUAGAUUUAAUUGCAUUCAUCUUUUGGGAGAGGCCUUACAUUUCUAUAUUUCACUUGAAAAGUUUCAAUUCUAUGCUUAAUGCAUUCACUCGAGAGAAACAAAUCUGCUUUGUUUUUAUGAAUUAACGAGAUAAUUCAGAAUUACGAGAUAAGUUUUCAUGAAAAAAAAAAUCCUGCUCUGUUUUUCUGAAUUAACGAGAUACCUCAGAAUCCUGCAAAUCUUGUCGUUUAGCUCGAUUUCAUGGAAGCAAACGUCCCGCCUGUUUAGUUUAAUCCAGUUUUAUUUUGGUUUGGGUUUGAGACAUUGGGAGAUAGGCUGCUCUUGUCUUUACUCCUGUAUUUUCAGCAAUUGCCUGAUUGUCUCUUAAGUCACCACAUAGCCAGCCUGAAUGCAGAAUUCAGAUGCAUCAUCUUAUAUCCGUGAAGCAUGCUAUGUCGGUUCAAUUGAUCCUGGAGAAACACCGCAAUGUCCAGCAGAGCAGAAUGGGCUUUCCGUCUGAAUAACGGCAAAGUCCUGAGGUGCAAAGUCGACAAACUAAUAACAAAACCAUCUAUAUUACUCAUAUAUUAGGGUUUGUGUGUGUAGGUGCGGCGCUGUCCAUACUACUGAACUGCUAUAUGGACACACGCCCUAAAGCUACUGUUCCAAAGUAAAGAAUACAUUUAUUACAUAAGAAUGUAGCACUAGCAGAGCCUGAAUAUAUUUUUGAAUUUAUGAACGAUUCUCUGCAGGGGGGGAGGCGCACAGAAACAGCUGUUUGCAGCUUGCAGCUCUCUGUCUCUUUCUGUCUCUCUCUCUCUCUCGCUCUAAUUUGACGUAGUCUCUGGGAGGGCACACCAGAAUUAUCUAAUAUGACUUCACUCCAAACAUAAUGCGAACGAGUUUGCUCAAAUAUUGGUAGGGACAAUUCUGUCCCCCCAAAAGUACAUGUCCCUACCGUCCAUAUGCACACCUACGCCAUUGAGAUUACUUAAAGACAGGAGUAGCCUAUCUCUUUUUUUUCUGAAGUGAAGCAUUAUGCUUACAUUAAUCAAAUGCUGUUUUCACUGUUUUAAUUCUAUUUCACUUUUUUGUAAAUGUUUAGAAAUAUUCUUCUGUAGCAAUAAAAUGUUGUGGUAAUUGUUA